Molecule: messenger RNA, 2618 nt
Organism: Eremomyces bilateralis CBS 781.70
Lineage: Eukaryota; Fungi; Ascomycota; Dothideomycetes; Eremomycetales; Eremomycetaceae
Product: putative chromosome segregation protein
Exons: 5
Coding region: 57-2618 (853 amino acids)
Biological process (GO): DNA repair; mitotic cell cycle; DNA-templated DNA replication
Cellular component (GO): nuclear replication fork
Molecular function (GO): protein binding; chromatin binding
Source: RefSeq, a predicted model, not a curated record
UUUGAAGGCUCCCAUCGUCGUCAAUUACAGAGUGAUAUUCCCAAAAUUUCGUCAAUAUGGCUAACCCAGGUCGCCUACGAGGCCGUCCAGCACACACGCCUGGCCCGACAUAUCUGAGCUAUACGCCGAACGGAAGGCAUUUGGUCACUGUCGGGCUGAACAAUGCCAUUCGAAUCUUCCAGUCUGGCUCAGAUUCCGAGCCGACGAACAUCGAUAACUGUCAGGAAUCUAAUUUUGCCGUGGCAGCUGCGAAUGGUUUCUUUAUCACGGGAUCGGAGGAUGGCACCGUGUCGAAGUACUCUAUGCAGUCGAAUACGUUGGAAGAGGUCUUAGUACGGUGCACGUUGCCAGUGCGAGAUGUUGCGCUGUCGCCAGAUCACCAAUGGGUGGCUGUAGCAAGCGAUGAACUUGUUGUCAAAGUCGUCAAUACGGAAGAUAUGACCCGCGUAUUAUACCUCCGCGAGCAAUCGAAAGGUUCUAAACAUGUCUCGUUCGACCCGUCCGGCACAUGUCUUGCAGUGUCCUGCUCAGACGGCAUCAUCUACAUAUACUCCAUGAGCUCGGAGGAACCGCAACUGGUUAAAAAGGUCGAUGGUGUGGUCAAAUCUUUCGAAACGGACUCCGAGUCAAGCGCUGCCGUCCUCUGGCAUCCUGAUGGACGAGCAUUCGCCGCACCGACCGGUACCCGAGAUAUCCAGGUGGUUUCCCAGGAAGACUGGGCCAACCAGAAAGUCUUUUCGAAUGGACAUACCGGAAAUAUUACUGCACUUGCUUGGUCGCCGAAUGGGGCAUUCCUUGCCACCUCAGGAGCAGACCGCAAGUUGAUCUUGUGGGAUGCUCUGAAACAAACCGUCGCCCAUGUCUACGACGAUAUCCCCGCGACCAUCCUCGCUCUCAAAUGGCAUCCAGGGGAGAACAUCCUUUCGUACACCACCAAUGAAGGCGAACUGUUCAUUCGCCCGAACUUCGUACCCAGUGAGCUAUCCUUUGCUCUUCGAGAGGGCAUCAAGCCUGCACCACUGCUCCAUGAUACUCUAGGUGGCGCGAAGCAGAAUGGCAUCAAUGGAACUAAGCCAAACGCGGGACCUCCACGGCGCAGAGAUGGCACCCCCGACACGCUCGACGAGAUCAUGGGAUCGGAUCUUGGAUCGGAUCUUGGUAGUGAUGUUGGUUCGUUGAAUGGCUUCAUCGACGACGAUGACGGCGCGGGCUACACCGAGGGGUUGAAUGGGCAUGGCAAGCGAACAAAUAGCCAUCUCGACCCCGUCGACACCAACCGACCGAAAAAGCGAUAUGGAGGGUAUGGAGGAUAUGGCGGCUUCGAAAUCCAGCACCACGAAGCCUUUCAACCCGGCAGCACAUCAUGGCGCGGCAACCGCCGCUACCUCUGCCUCAACCUCAUCGGCUUCAUCUGGACCGUCGACCAAGGAACCCACAACACUGUGACCGUCGAGUUCUACGACCGUGAAUUCCACCGCGACUUCCACUUCACCGACCCCUUCCUCUACGACAAAGCCUGCCUCACCGAGCACGGCGCCCUCUUCGCCUGCCCUCCCUCCGCCACCCAACCCUCCACCAUCCACUACCGCCCCCACGAAACCUGGACCGCCCGCACCGACUGGCGCACCCCGCUCCCCGCUGGCGAACACGUCACCUCCAUCGCCCUGAGCGACGCGUACGUCGUCGCCACUACCUCCGACCACUAUGUGCGCAUCUACUCACUGUUCGGCGUGCCGCUCCGCGUGUACAAGCAGAAGAGCUCGCCGGCCGUGACGUGCGCCGCGUGGCGGAACUACGUGAUGACGAUCGGGAACGGGCCGCCGCGCGCGGAUGGGUUUUGUAGUCUGCUAUAUUCGAUUGAGAAUGUGAAGCGCGAUGAGGUGUGUCAGAUGGAGGACAUUGUAGCGGUUGACGAGCACGCGAAGUUGCAGAGCGUAUUCUUCUCCGACUCAGGGGAUCCCUGUAUCUACACCAGUAAUGGCCUCCUCCUCACCCUCCUCCACUGGCGCCUCCCCAAUCAAGCCCGCUGGACCCCCCUUCUCGACACCACCCACCUCCCCCGCCUCGCCUCCGGCCUCAAAGACGAAACCUACUGGCCCGUCGCCGUCGCCCACGAGAAAUUCCACUGCAUCAUCCUCAAAGGCGGCGAGCGCUCGCCCUACUUCCCGCGGCCCCUGCUCUCCGAAUUCGAGUUUUCAGUGCCACUGUCUACCCGCCCGAAGGCGAAGACGGCUGGUGGAGCGGAUGGGGAGGAAGAACCUGACGUCGACGAGGCCGCGCACCUCGAGCAGCAAUUCGUAAAGAACUCUAUCCUCCUCUCCCUCCUCGACGACAUGCUCUCCGCGACACGGGCCACCUCCUCUCAGCGCGCGGAACUCGGACGGCGGGAGAACGAAGUGGACAAGGCGGUGCUGCAGCUGGUGGCGGUGGAGUGUCGGACGGGGGAGGAGCGGGGGAUGAAGGCGCUGGAGUUGGCGGGGUUGCUAAGGGAUCGGAGCGGGCGGAUGAUGGAGGCGGCGGAGAAGAUUGCGGGGCGGUAUGGGAGGGACGGGUUGGGGGAGAGGAUAAGGGGGUUGACGGAGCGGCGGUUAGUGGGAUGGGAGGAGGAGGAGGGAUAA